AGAUCUAGAUUAUUAGGAUAGAAUAUUAUAGAUCAUUGUCUAGAUCUGGAUAUACCAUGGAACUAUACUAAUAUAGAGCCUAGUACUGUCUAGUAGUCUAUACUAUAUAUGAAACAUGCCAUAAUAUGGGUAUAUCUAUAUGAUGUGCUUUGUGAUCAAUAUAGUUGAAAUUUUAGAGUCAAAUUCAUACUCGUGAAAAAGAGCUAGCUCACUUAGUGUGACUUAGCUGCAACUGCCAGGGAGUGUACAAUGACCGAAAUGGCAGUAGUAGAUCUAAAUGAUGGUGGUUUAUCUUUAAAUUCUUUCAAAGAAAAAACUCAAGUUUGGGCUUCAAAAGAAAUACAGCUGAAGAAUCUGCAGGAAGAAAUCCUUAACAAACGUGAAACACUACUAAGAACAUCAAAAAACUUCUUGCAAAGAGUUUCUAUUGAUGAUCUUCCAGUCAGUGAUUCAGAAGCUUCUUUACGAAAUACAGCAUUGAAACAGCAUAUUAAUGACUUAGAUGCCAAAAUAGAUGAAAGUCUCAGUGAACAACAAAGUCCAAGGUUUUCCUAUUUACAAACUAACUAUUGGUCCAUGGUUAGAAAUAUGUUUCCUAUUUGGAAGAAAUCCUUGGAAGAAUUAUAGUGAGUUUCUUCAAUCAAGUUAACACUAGCCCAAAGAAAUGUGUAUAAAACAUGAUUGUUCAAAGAUAAAUUAAUCCUAGAUUAUUUGUUACAUUACAACAUUCUUGUAUUUUUAGUUUGGGCAUGGCACCAUUUCGAUCAUCAAAUGCCAGUCCAUAGCGCAUACAACAUGAUCAGGCAGUACGAGGAUUACCUGCUAUUUCACUCCCAAACCUAUGUUUGAUACUAUUAAAACUUGAUUGGCUUUGGCUAGCCCACUUUCAGAUUCCCAGUCUUCAGUAGAGUCUGUCAAUAUAACCCAAAUAUAACCCAAACUAAUAGUACUUGUGGUCAUUAGAAGUUAGAUACUAUCAUAAAUUAAAGGUACCAGUAUUCAAUAAAUUUUGUAUUGCACCAGUAUAUCUUUCUUCUUUUAAAGUAAUCAACUUAGUAAAAAUUAAAGAGCUAAUCAUCUUAUAUUUUUAACCAAAUUAGAGAGAGGAUUAUCAUGACAAUUCAUAAACUCAAGUUUCAUUCAUUCAAGAUUUAUUUAUUGUAUAACUUAUAAUUUUUACUGUUUUUUUUUCUAAUUUUAAUGGAAAUUUGAAAAGAUAAAAAAUGUAAAUGAAAACUUGUGUCCAAUGUGAAUCUGUUAAAAAUUUAAAUAUCAAUGUUAGAUUUACUGGUAUUAUAAAUAUUCAUAUGCAUACAUUAUAUUGUAAUUUUGACUUUUUAAAUAAUAAUUUUACUCUUGUUAAAAAAUUGUUCAAAAUUAAAUGUAGUUUGAUCUGUGAUUUUUUUUCUUAAUACUCAACUUUUUAAAAUAACUAUAAUAUAGUUUAGAGUGGUUGGUUCUUUUUACUCUAAUUCAGUUGUGCUGUAACUUGUCACACAUUUAUUCUUAAGUGAAACUCAUUUCAUUUUAUAUUGUAAAGAGUCCUCUAUUCUUUAAAUUUUCAAAAUUAUUAUAGAAUCGUUUUUAUAAUUCAUUUAUUAUUUUCAUUUCAACAUUAAACAAUAUCCAUCAAACAUUUGUUUGAAGAUUUAACUAAAUAUAAUUUGUAUAAUCUUUCUUAUAUCUUAUAAAUUACUGACUUUCAUUCAAAAACGAUAAUUAUGUUUUAUGUAUAAUUUUGUUAAUCUAGUCAUGCAUGUUAAUACAUUCUGUUGUCAUAGGUUUUCAUAGCUGACUCCUAGGCAACUCAUUCAACACAUUUCAUGCACUAGGUAAGAAGGAGUAUUUGCAAAUUUUUACUACCAUAUGGAAUAAGAGGUGUUCCUUUUAUAUAAUACUUGAAAAUUACUGAAGUAUCAGUAUCACUAUAAAAAAUCAUGUUAUAUGAUUGCAGCUUUUGUUUUUAAAACUAACAGUAAAUGUAAAAAUGUUUGCAAAUUGUUUUACAUGUUUCGGAUGUUCCUUCAGAGCUGAAGAUAAUCUAAUUCCUUGUCGAACCUCCUGCAAGACAAUGGGGGAUGACAGUGAGCGGGGUAUGAACCAUUGCUAUAGAGAUGACUGAUGUUGUGGCUCUUCUGCCGUGUCAAAUUCAAACAAUGAAAUAAACAGGAGGUAACCUACAAACACCGGCGAAAUGCCAAAGCAAUCAAGAUAGGUAGUUGACACUAGUAAUAAAAUAGGAAACACUUUUAAUCCUCAAGAAGGGACCCGUCUAAUGUCCUCUGUUACUAGCCGUCUGGAUAUAACUUCUUAUUUUCACUGCCCUAAUGAAAAGCGUCUUGUUGAUAGUCUUGAAUAGAGCGUUCUUGCUUUUUAACAAACUUUACGUCAUCGUCAAUAAGUAAAACUUUCUCCCUAUUCCCGAAACAAAUAACUAAAUCCUAAUCAUGUCAUAACACUGAACGACAGUCCACCGCUCAUACAGCACUACCAGGCAACAUAUUGUAACGACUAGUGCAAAUGCAGCCUUUGUCUGCUGGAUUCCUUUUUUUUUUUGGGGGUGGGAUGAACAUAUUUUUUAUGCACCAUUUCAUUGUCUCCACGUUUCUGAGCUAGUACUUUCUACUUCUCAUCAUAAAUAUGAUAGCCUCAGAACUAAUCAGAAGCAGUUCUUAAGAUUUCUAUUCUUCUUUUUAGCUAAUGCUGCUUUUUGCAUCCAUUUAUCCCUACCAUGAUUAAUGUUCUGCUUCAUUGGCUAGAACAUUAUUAUUUGUGAUACAUAUUUCAUUUUAUUAAGUAAUAUAAUUACUUUUUUAAUAUUUUUUUUAAUGGAAUUUUCUCAAUUAACAGCCUCUCCAUUAACAGCUAUAUUUGGAAUCUGCAAUGUUAACAACCAGACAAAUUGUAUGGCUUGGUUGUUAAUUUUUAUUUUUAAAAUCAUUUUAUGGAAAAUAAAAAUUGUAUACACACCAUU
This is a messenger RNA of Biomphalaria glabrata, 2974 nucleotides long. RefSeq lists its product as uncharacterized. The record is from RefSeq and is a predicted model, not a curated record. Lineage: Eukaryota; Metazoa; Mollusca; Gastropoda; Planorbidae. Bases 250 to 627 code for a protein of 125 amino acids. The transcript is spliced from 4 exons.